This is a messenger RNA of Globicephala melas (long-finned pilot whale), 801 nucleotides long. NCBI's taxonomy places the organism in Eukaryota, Metazoa, Chordata, Mammalia, Artiodactyla, Delphinidae. The record is from RefSeq and is a predicted model, not a curated record.
AUGGAGGUCUCAGCAGCGCGGAGGUGCAGGCUGUCGCCGAGGGCCGCGCUCCGCCCCGGGGCCCCCGCCCCUGCCCCCGGCCCGGCCGCGGCCUCGCAGUUCACCCUGUUGGUGACGCGCCCCCGUGGAGGGCAGGACGAGGCUGUGGCCGAGGGCGCCCUGCGGCAGGCUCCGGCCCUGGGGGGCAGCGCCCGGGCUGCCCGAUCGGUACCUGUGCCAAGUGGCGGGGGGGAUGGCGAGGGGGAGGCGGGAGAAGAUGAGGCAGACCUGCUGGACACUUCGGACCCCCCGGGGGGAGGCGAGAGCACGGCUAGUCUGGAGGAUCUGGAGGACGAGGGGACCCACUCUGGGGGAGAGGGCGGCAGCGGUGGAGCCCGGAGACGGGGCAGCGUGAGCAAGACCUGCACCUAUGAGGGCUGCAGCCAGACGCCGAGCCAGGUGGCCAAGCAGCACAAGCCGUGGAUGUGCAAGAAGCACCGCAACCAGAUGGACGAGGAUAAGUACAAGAAGCAGAAAAGCCACCAGGCCCCGAACUGCGGUGGGGCCGCCCAGCCUGGUGGCGCAGGAAACGUCAAACUCGAGGAAAGUGCAGGUAAUACACUCUCCACUGUUAAACAGAGAACAGGAUCUUUGGGGGAUCGACCUGCAAGACCUACUCUUUUAGAACAAGUGUUAAAUCAGAAAAGACGGUCAUUACUAAGAAGUCCAGAAGUGGUGCAGUUUUCACAGAAACGGCAGCAACUCCUAAUUCAGCAAGUUUUGGAGCAAAGACAACAGCGGUUUCCAGGAACAUCAGUGUGA